Prunus armeniaca (apricot) is the source of this 657-nucleotide messenger RNA. The record is from the annotation of a GenBank genome assembly. NCBI's taxonomy places the organism in Eukaryota, Viridiplantae, Streptophyta, Magnoliopsida, Rosales, Rosaceae.
AUGGACGCGCAAGGUCAAUUCGGAUUUGAACGAGUCUUUGAUUCACACGGAAGGGAAUUUGUCUAUGGCCCCCAAUAUGCGAUAUCACUACCUUUGAGUUUCGUGCUGCUAAAUGUACCUCCUGAGAGCCAUGCAACCUGGUAUACCACCGCCUCCGUAAAUUCAGGGUAUCUUGAAUUCAAACCCCAUGCAGAAGAAAAGGUGAUUUCAGUAUGCCAAAUGCACCGUGCUGUGUUUACAGCACAUUGUUUGGAGGAUGUCAAUAAUGAAGUGGAUGGAGACGUGAAAUUCCAAAUCAAAGAUCUUCCAACACGUGAUGAUUUUUACCCUGCUUUGCAUAGAAUGAUCAAGCAUAAACUGAAGUGGGGGCCCCAUUAUCAGUUCUAUGGCCGAGCCACUUUUGAAACUGGCGUUGCGGAGUGGACAAAACGCGUUAUGAGUGACUUUGGAGACAUAUUGCAUAAGGCAAAAAUAUAUGUUGCCGUAGCAAUCUCCCAAUAUCCUUACGAGUGUUGCCCAAAUAUAUGGAGAGCAUUUUGUGAAUUAUGGGGGCCCUUGUGCAACACUUUUCAUCAUGGCAAUGGUGAGAUGGGGAUUUCUCUCUAUGACAUGAAAGUCAUUUGUGAGUUGCCAAUCUUAGGAGAUUUCCCAAAAUAA